AUGGACGACCGAGGCUGUGAUAACUGCAACGAGUGGUUCCAUGGCAACUGUAUCAACAUCACCGAGAAGAUGGCGAAGGCCAUUCGGGAAUGGUACUGUUUGCAGUGCCGAGAUAAGAACCCCCAUUUGGAGAUCCGAUACCGGCACAAGAAAUCCAGAGAGAAGGAGCGGGAGGGCGAGCGGGACCGGGACCGGGCGGAGAAGGACGAGCUGAGGAAGAAGGCCCAGGGGCUGGCCCUGGACCAGAGCCGUGGGUCGAAAGUAGGUGGCCAGCAGAUCAAGCGCUCGGCACGGAUGUGUGGGGAGUGCGAGGCGUGCCGGCGGACAGAGGACUGCGGCCAGUGUGACUUCUGCCGCGACAUGAAGAAAUUCGGAGGGCCCAAUAAAAUCCGUCAGAAGUGCCGUCUGCGGCAGUGCCAGGUCCGGGCACGGGAAUCAUAUAAGUAUUUCCCAGCCUCGAUGCUGCGAGGGCGGGACGAGGACCUGCAGAUGCUGAAAGAGCAGUUGGAAUCGUCCGCCACCCCCGAGCCGUUGUCGGACGACGACCUCCCGAUUGACCCCGACUUGUACCAAGAUUUCUGUGCCGGAGCCUUCGACGACCAGAACCUGCCAUGGCUCAGUGACCCAGAGGAUGCCCCGUUCCUGGACCCCGUGCUCCGCAAACGCGCCGUGAAGGUCAAGCACGUCAAGAGGCGGGAGAAGAAAUCGGAGAAGAAGAAGGAGGAGAAGUACAAGCGUCACAAGCAGAAGCAGAAGCACCGAGACCGGUCGCGGCACGCUGAGCGGCCGGACGCCAAGGACCCGACCUCCCUGCACCAGUGCCUGGGCCCCGGCUGCAUCCAGCCGGCCCGCGCCGCCUCCAAGUACUGCUCCGAGGAGUGCGGCAUGAAGCUGGCUGCCAACCGGAUCUACGAGAUCCUUCCGCAGCGCAUCCAGCAGUGGCAGCAGAGCCCGUGCGUGGCGGAGGAGCACGGCAAGAAGUUGCUGGAACGGAUCCGGCGGGAGCAGCAGCAGGCGCGGCUGCGGCUGCAGGAGAUGGAGCGGCGCUUCCACGAGUUGGAGGCCAUCAUCGGCAAGGCCAAGCAGCAAGCCAUCAAGGAGGAUGAGGAGACUAACGAGGGAGACAGCGACGACACCGACCUGCAGAUCUUCUGCGUCUCCUGCGGGCACCCCAUCAACCCCAAGGUGGCACUGCGCCACAUGGAACGUUGCUACGCCAAGUACGAGAGCCAGACGUCCUUCGGAUCCAUGUACCCAACCCGCAUAGAGGGAGCCACCCGCCUCUUCUGUGACGUCUACAACCCUCAGAGCAAGACCUACUGCAAGCGGCUGCAGGUGCUGUGUCCCGAGCACUCCCGCGACCCCAAGGUGUCGGUGGACGAGGUGUGCGGCUGCCCCCUGGUAAAGGACGUGUUUGAGCUCACCGGCGAUUUCUGCCGCGUGCCCAAGAGGAAAUGCAACCGGCACUACUGCUGGGAGAAACUGCGCCGGGCCGAGGUGGACCUGGAGAGAGUGCGCGUGUGGUACAAGCUGGACGAGCUGUUUGAGCAGGAGCGGAACGUGCGCAUGGCCAUGACCAACCGGGCCGGGCUGCUGGCGCUGAUGCUGCACCAGACCAUCCAGCACGACCCGCUGACCACAGACCUGCGCACCACCACUGACCGCUGAGCCCGGGUCGGCGCCAGGCUCAGUGG
Molecule: messenger RNA, 1694 nt
Organism: Terrapene triunguis (Three-toed box turtle)
Lineage: Eukaryota; Metazoa; Chordata; Testudines; Emydidae
Gene: CXXC1
Product: CXXC finger protein 1
Exons: 15
Coding region: 1-1668 (555 amino acids)
Biological process (GO): positive regulation of DNA-templated transcription
Cellular component (GO): Set1C/COMPASS complex
Molecular function (GO): zinc ion binding; DNA binding
Source: RefSeq, a predicted model, not a curated record